AUGCAGUCAUCCCGUUUCCAGUCCAUCACCGCUCGCUUUUCUGCAGGCACACUGCACACCACCUUCCGCCGGUCCUCAUCCGCCUCCUCCCGUGCCAGCAGCAACAGAGACUCUUUCGCCACAACCUCUUCGUCCCCUGCCAGUACCAUUAAUAGCAUCGUCUUCAGCCAACCGUCAAUCCUCGACCUUGAGGAGGAACGCAAGAGUUUCGGUAGCGAGCUCAGUAUCCUUGAGCCACGACCAGUUGUAUACUGGGGCAGCGUCGAGGAGCGCAUGGGUUCACGAUAA
Molecule: messenger RNA, 288 nt
Organism: Colletotrichum truncatum
Lineage: Eukaryota; Fungi; Ascomycota; Sordariomycetes; Glomerellales; Glomerellaceae
Source: RefSeq, a predicted model, not a curated record